GCGAGGGGUGUACUUUCUCGACUUUCUAAACUCCUUCCGUAGUCUUACCGCUGUACAAAUCAAGUGUACAACGAUUACAGUGGUCAGUGAUCGACGUUUAAGUUUUUACUUUACUAAAAAAAUUUGUCAAUUUAUAUUUGAAUCUAUUAUUGUAUGUUUUCAUCUUAUCACGUUGCCAUUAUACGAAUCCAGUACAUAAGGUCAUCUUUGAAAAGUGAAUCACUUCAAAGUCUUAUGUAAAUAGACAUUUUCAUGACGAUAUGAUGAAACAUACUUGAUGAACCGGCAAAAUGUUGGCACCAACAGUCAUUGUUCAACCGUCAUCCCGUCCAUCCAGUACAAUGGGAGAACGGGACAAUAUUCCAACAGAUCCCAGCGAAGAAAAACAUGAACCAAAUGUGAAAGAGAUUGUAGCCCCUGCCAGAUUAAAUGUUCCACAACCAGACAACAAGUCUGAAAGUGAAGAUGAAGAGUUUCAAGAAAUAACAUCACGUCAGACCCAACAAAUGGGACAUACUGGUCCUGCAGGAUACUGGCAGAGUGUACCUAAUAGUAGAGUUGCUAGUCCAGGAAAUGAUAAUGGAAGUGAAACGUCUUCGGUAAUGCCAGCUGCAGUUCCUGGAUUAGCUGCAUCUAGAGUAGCUAAAGAAAAAUACAAUCAUUUAUCCUAUUGGAAAGCAAGAAAAGUAACAUUUUUUAAAAAUGGUGAUUUAUACUUUCCGGGAUUAGAACUGCGCUUCCGACCCGGAAGAGAUAUUAGUAACUUAGAAGCAUUAUUAGACAAAUUAUCAACACGAAUGGAUUUACCUCGUGGUGCACGAUAUUUAUUUUCUAUGGAUGGCAUCAGGGUUGUCAGUUUAGAUCAGUUAGAAGAUGAUCAAUCGUAUGUGGUAUCAUCUUAUAAAAGUUUCAAGAAUACAAAUUACGGUAAGAAAUCUGGAGGAUGGAACUCAACUACUACUCCGGCCACUGGUUCGGGUUGGUCGAGACAAUCGUCUAUAAGCAGAAAACAGUCGAUAGCUGACGCUAACGAUUUGACUUCAGCUACUUCCGGUCUUAAUAUAACUAAAUCAUCUACCAAUAGAGUAAUAAGGAUCAUUAAUAAUUUCGACCACACGGUGCAGUGCCGUGUUUUACUAAAUCUGAGAACCACUCAGCCUUUUGAAGAAGUCGUUGAAGACUUAGGACAUGUGCUCAAAAUGAAUAACGCUAAACGAAUGUUAACCGUCUCAAAUCAAGAAGUGCGUAGCUUUUCUCAACUAAGAAAUGAGUUUUCUGACGUGGAUACGUUUUAUAUUACGUCUGAAUCACGUGUCCUCUCGCCACCAUUUAGAAGAUCGAGAUCCAGAGGGGCACUAGCCGUUGAACCGAUUAUAAAUACAGUACCUACAAAAUCAGAAAAACAAAGAAGAGCUAGAAGUAAAAGCCGACCUAGAGCAUUAUAUGCAGCUGAUGCAGAUAUUGUGAAAGUGCCUCCAGACUACACGGUCUUAGAUGUGAUGAAAGAAGAACCAAUUCGCGUGCAAAUAAGAGGAGCGAGAAAAACAUAUUUUCCUCCAAUGGUUCAUCCUCCAGCAGAUGACUCACCACCUGAUAAAAGAUUAACUUUAAACUGGGUUCAUGGGUAUCGAGGAAUUGAUACAAAAAGAAACCUAUGGGUUUUACCUACAGGAGAACUCUUGUAUUACGUAGCAGCUGUAGCCGUGCUUUACGAUAGAGACGAAGAUACACAGAGGCAUUAUAUUGGACAUACAGAAGAUAUUCAAUGUAUGGAUAUACAUCCUUCGAAAGAAAUGGUAGCUUCAGCUCAAAAAGCUGGCAGAACACGUAAAACACAAGCUCAUAUCAGAAUAUGGAGUCCUGAAACACUCUAUACUUUAUAUGUAGUUGGCAAUGGAGAAUUCGAAGAAGGAGUUAGCACAUUAGCAUUCUCUCAACUUACUGGAGGAAAUUACUUAUUAGCUGUCGAUUGUGGAAGAGAAAAAAUGCUAUCUGUAUGGCAAUGGCAAUGGGGCCAUUUAUUAGGAAAAGUGGCUACUAUGCAAACUGAUGAUAUCCUAGGAGCAGCUUUUCAUCCUUUAGAUGACAAUUUAAUGAUAACUUAUGGAAAAGGACAUCUAACAUUUUGGACCAGGCGGAAGGAUGGAUUUUUUGAAAAAAUUGAUAUCAUAAAAGCGCCUUCUAGGACAGUUGUUACCAGUUUACAGUUCGAACAAGAAGGUGAUGUAAUUACAGCGGAUGGUGAUGGAUUCAUUACUAUUUAUUCUGUGGACAGUGAUGGCGCAUAUUACGUCAGGAUGGAAUUUGAGGCACAUAACAAAGGUAUCAAUGCUCUUAUAAUGUUACCAGAAGGUACUCUUUUAUCUGGAGGCGAAAAAGAUCGAAAAAUCAUAGCGUGGGAUUCAUUACAAAAUUACAAUAAAAUUACAGAAACUAAGCUAACAGAAGUUUAUGGUGGUGUAAGAAGUUUAUACCCUCAACGACCAGGAAGAAAUGAUGGAAACAUAUAUGUAGGCACAAUCAAAAAUCAUAUUUUAGAAGGAUCAAUGCAAAGAAGAUUUAAUAGAAUAAUAUUUGGCCAUAGUAAACAACUAUGGGGUUUAGCUGUCCAUCCAGAUGAUGAACUUUUUGCUACAGCUGGUUAUGAUAAAAAUAUUUGUCUUUGGAAAAGACAUACUUUAUUAUGGAGCACCCAAAUUGCAUAUGAAUGUGUUUCACUUACUUUUCAUCCAUUUGGUACUGCUCUUAUGGCUGGUUCAGUUGAAGGAUAUUUGAUUAUUUUAAAUGCUGAAAAUGGUUCUGUGGUAUCUAGCGUUAGAGUGUGUGGUUCUGCCUUGACGUGUAUGGGUUUCAAUCCAGCCGGCGAUACAAUAGCCGUUGGCUCUCAAAAUGGUAGUGUAUAUCUAUAUCGAGUGAGCAGAGACGGUUUCACAUUCAAAAAGUCCAAUAAAAUUAGAGGCGUUCAACCACUAGUGCAUUUGGAUUGGAGUACGGAUGGAAAUUAUUUACAAACAGUUUCUACCGAAUACGACUUAGUUUACUGGGACGUAAAAGGAUUAAUUCAAGAAAAAAGUGCACUUGCAAUGAAAGACGUUAAAUGGUACACAUACAACGCAACUAUAGGCUACUUGAUUUCAGGUAUUUGGCACAACAGAUACUAUCCAACUUCGUCAAUGAUAAGCACUGCCAACAGAUCUGCUGCUCAUGAUCUUUUUAUAACUGGAGACACUGAUGGAUAUCUUAGAUUAUUCAGGCAUCCGUGUAUAUUUACCAAAUCCGAAUACAACGAAGAAAAGGUUUAUAGUGGACAAGUAUCGAGUGCCAGAUUUUUGUACAACGAUCGAAACGUGGUAACUGUUGGAGGAACGGAUGCGGCCCUUAUGUUAUGGGAUGUCAUAGAAGAUUAAGUACAAAUCCGCUUUAUAAAUUUUCAUUUAUAUUUUUUCGACUCGAGCACAAUUCGAAUUCUUCGUCAAAUUUUUCGCUCUGGCCCAGUGCCGUCGUGAUGAGAUUAGAGAUAUAUAUGGAUGGAUUAAAUAAUUUACCAGCAUUUAAAAACCUGCCUUACUUUUAACGUAAAGAACGUCAGAAGAAAAGAAUCCUAAAACAUAAUGCAAUUUAACGGUUUUGAUAUAUUAUCGAUGCCUAUAUAUAGUGGAAGUUACCGUUUUAAUAAUAUUAUCAAUCACAUUAAUUUAUUUUUUUUCUUGUCCUAAUAUAUUUUAUUGAUAUCACUGCUUAAUUUUAUAGUAACGCAACAUUACAUUUUUAAUGACAAAGAAAUAUUUUCAUGAUUUGUAAAUCAGUAUAUAAUGGAUUUUGUUUGAAAACAAUUAUAUAAAAAAAUAUUUUGGAAAUUUCAGUUCAGAUCAUUUAUAACGAUCGUACAUUUAUCGACACCUUUUCACUAUAUCAGUAUCAUAACCUCACUGCCUGGCAUUUUAACAUUAUAAUUAGACAUGUUGAUAUAUAAUGUUUUUAAUUUGUAUACUUAUAGUUAAUACAAAUGAAAAUAAAGUUUAUUAAUUUUGAAUUUUUUUACUUUAUUUAAUUUAUUUUCCUAACCUGUAACACUAUAGAAAAAAACUGUACGUAACAUUAAUACCUGUAUAUAACUGUAUGUACCUUUAACCUAUGCGUAUAUUAGUAACGUUUCAUAAAUUAUAUUGAUUACUUACUUGAUUCAAAAGUGUAUAGUUCCUACAUCCGUAUAUGCCUCCUAAACUUGCAGUAUAACUGUGAGAAAUCGAAGGAUAAAUGAAAAUUAUUUUUCUUACACAAAUCGUCGUAACUAAAUACAAGUAUA
Molecule: messenger RNA, 4306 nt
Organism: Sipha flava (yellow sugarcane aphid)
Lineage: Eukaryota; Metazoa; Arthropoda; Insecta; Hemiptera; Aphididae
Gene: DCX-EMAP
Product: echinoderm microtubule-associated protein-like CG42247
Exons: 22
Coding region: 291-3407 (1038 amino acids)
Biological process (GO): intracellular signal transduction; microtubule cytoskeleton organization
Cellular component (GO): mitotic spindle
Molecular function (GO): microtubule binding
Source: RefSeq, a predicted model, not a curated record